AGUAGUAGGAGCGUGAGACGAUGGAGUGAGAGAGAUAAGAAAGAAGUGUUGCUAUAUUUUAUCAAGCAUUUCAUCAAACACCUAACCGACCAGAUCAUUUGUCAGUAUAUUUGACCAAAUCCCAGCCAGUGUGGCAAAUCUCUGCUCGGAUCGUUUGCAGGUUUCUUCGAAAUGCAAAGCAUAAUGAAUUCUAUCUUGGCCCGUAAGUCGAAAGAUGGUUUUCAACCGGGGAUCAGAGGGUGCAUAUGCAAUUGAGAUGUUGGUCCACUUAUACAACUGCUAAUUAUGAUCAAAUACUUGACCGCGUAAUUGCACUAGCCAAGAAGUAUGAUAAAAUUGAUGCCUCAAAGGUUACUGAAGCAGCUGAUUUUCAGAAAGACUUGAACAUGGACAACCUUGACCGUGUGGAACUCAUUAUGGUCAUCGAAGAGGAGUUUUAUGUUGAAAUCCCUGAUGAGAAUGCAGAUAAGCUCAAUUGUUGUGCUGAUGUUGCAAAAUACAUUGCCUCUGAAGCUGAUAAGAAAUAUGCAGAAAAGCCAUGACUUCUCUUUGUUAUAUUAAGAUAUGGUAUUCAAGUUUUUGCGGUUGUGCUUAUGCUAUAUGGAUCUCUGUUAAGUCAGUUUAGUUACAAAUAUGAAUGUUAGCUGAUCUGUAAGUUGCUUCAUUAAGGUAAUUACUUUUGGUUGGAUGCCCAAAGACCCAAAGGUUUCCUAUUGAAUCUUGUUUUGUGAAAUGCACUGGUUUGAAGAUUAUGAAGCGAUGGAUCCAUCUCAAAUUCUUAAAUUACUCAUUACUAUCUCGUAUGUAUGAAAAUAUUCGUUGAAUUCCCUCAUGAGAUUUUUCUGAGCCUCUGGAUGACCAAAUUCUUAGAUAAUUAGCAUUGUCUUGGAAAAAGAUAAUUAGGAUUAGAAAAUCCAAUUCUAUGUACCAAACAGCACCUGAUUGUCAUUUUAGCUUCAGCCAAUUGUUUUACUUGGGAGACACUGAGAAAGUACUAGCACAAUGAUUUGAAUAAGGGAACUGGAAGAGAGGAAGAGUUCUCUGUUUUCCUCACUUUCACUCUUUGAUGACACUUCUUAUAUAUUUUGAAACUAACCAACUUGGAUAGCUUUGAAAUAGUACUCUGAUUGUUUGAAGAUUUCUUCAAAAUGCAAAGCAUAAGGAAAUCUAUCUUGGCCCGUAUGAAUUUGAGGAGCCGAAAGAUGGUUUUUAGCUAGGGAUCAGAGGGUUCAUAUGCAAUUGAGAUGUUGGUGCACUUUAACAGCUGCUAGUUCUGAUCAAAUACUUGACCGCGUAAUUGCACUGGCCAAGAAGUAUGAUAAAAUUGUUGCCUCAAAGGUUACUGAAACAGCUGAUUUUAAAAAAGACUUGAACAUGGACAACCUUGACCGUGUGGAACUCAUUAUGGCUGUUGAAGAGGAAUUUUCUGUUGAAAUUCCUGAUGAGAUGCAGAUAAGCUCACUUGCUGUGCUGAUGUUGCAAAAUACAUUGCCUCUGAAGCUGAUCAGAAAAAUGUAGAAAAGCCCUGACUUCUCAUUGUUAUUUUCGGAUGUGGUAUUCAAGUUUUUGUGGUUGUGCUUAUGCUAUAUGGAUCUCUGUUAAGUCAGUUUAGUUACAAAUAUGAAUGUUAGCUGAUCUGUAAGUUGCUUCAUUAAGGUAGUUACUUUUGGUUGGAUGCACAAAGACCCAAAGGUUUCCUAUUGAAUCUCGUUUUGUAAAAUGCACUGGUUUGAAGAUUAUGAAGCGAUGGAUCCAUCUCAAAUUCUUAAGUUACA
Messenger RNA from Lotus japonicus, 1775 nucleotides. Its product is annotated as acyl carrier protein 3, mitochondrial-like. Bases 246 to 542 code for a protein of 98 amino acids. Gene Ontology annotation, molecular function: acyl carrier activity; acyl binding. NCBI's taxonomy places the organism in Eukaryota, Viridiplantae, Streptophyta, Magnoliopsida, Fabales, Fabaceae. Gene Ontology annotation, cellular component: mitochondrion. The record is from RefSeq and is a predicted model, not a curated record. Gene Ontology annotation, biological process: fatty acid biosynthetic process. The transcript has 4 exons.